Molecule: messenger RNA, 1185 nt
Organism: Daucus carota subsp. sativus
Lineage: Eukaryota; Viridiplantae; Streptophyta; Magnoliopsida; Apiales; Apiaceae
Product: disease resistance protein RUN1
Exons: 3
Coding region: 1-1185 (394 amino acids)
Biological process (GO): defense response
Molecular function (GO): ADP binding
Source: RefSeq, a predicted model, not a curated record
AUGACAAAUGGCCUGGUAUCUUUACAGCAACAACUUAUUGUUGAUGUUCUUAAACGUAACAACAUCAACAUUGGCAAUGUUGACCAAGGAAUUGAGUUGAUAAGAGCUGGAAUUUGUUUGACAAAAGUCUUUAUUGUUAUUGAUGAUUUAGAUGACCUAAAUCCACUAGAAUAUUUAGAAGGAUCAUUUGCUUCUGGUAGCAUGGUCUUAAUAACAACGAGAAAUGAAGAUCUACUGGAUAGAAUUAAAGUAAAGGCAAGAUACAAGGUCAAUAAAAUGGAUAAAGAUAAGGCGCACCAACCUUUUAACCAACAUGCAUUCGAAGAUGAUAAAAUAUCAGACACAUUCCAAGAAAUGUCCAAAGUAAUUCUGGAGCGAGCUGGAGGGCUUCCACUGGCUAUUCAGGUUUUUGGCUCGAACUUGGUUUACCGGUCUGCGGAAGGAUGGAGAUGCUUCAUCGACAAAUUAAAUCGAGUUCCCCUCGAAGAUAUUGAGAAAAACCUUAUGAUUAGCUUCGAUGCAUUGAAAUCAGUUGAUCCUAUUCUGCAGGAUAUAUUCCUAGAUAUUGUAUGUUUUUACAUUGGAUGGAAAAGAAACAGUGUUGCUAAAAUAAUGGAAACUUGUUAUACGUUUGUCAAUCGUAAUAUUGACAUUCUAAAGAAGAGAUGUCUAAUAACGAUCAAUGAUGAAGAUAAGUUGGGGAUGCAUGAUCUGCUUCGCGAUAUGGGAAGGGGAAUUGCGCGCAACAACUCCCCUGCUGAGCCUGGAAAGCAUAGUAGAUUGUGGGUAUCAGAAGUUAUAGACAAUGUGUUGACAAAUCAAAAGGAUCAACAGGUUCUUCAUCCUGGAAUAAGUAGCUCUCCUCAAAUUUGCCUUCUUCCUCUGCUUGACGAGGUUCAGAUGAAGACGGUUGAGCUUCGAAGAAGUUGUAUUCCUGAUGUUCGUCUUCAAAUAAUUGUGAUUGAUGUGUUUGAUGUAGAGGGGAAUGGUGUGGUGAUUGGUAUGGGGAUUGAUGUGGUGAUUGAUAUGGUGAUUGGUGUGGUGAUUGGUGUUGUUCUGGUUGUUGUAUUUGAAGUGGCUCUGGUUGUUGUGGUUGCUGUUGUUGUUCCUGUUGAACUUGUUGAGGCUGUUGCUUUUGAGGUUGAGCCACUUGGAAUUGAUGAAGUUGUUGUGGCUGAGCAUUGA